UUCCACGGGUAAAAAAGAAAAAGGGUGAAAUUUGAUCAAACAUUUUUUUUUAAAUUUCAACGUCGAAAUCGACUUACUCGCUUGUCUGCAUUCGAAACGAAUUUUCAAUUUGUCGCCCUUCGCCCCACUUUACAUCUCGGCCAUUCAUUCUCUCGGAAUCGUUUUCGGCAUGAAAAACGGAAGUUCCUUUUCUUUACAGUGAAACUUUCUACCGAUAGUUUGGUGCGCGCGAAAAUCACUCUCCCGCUUCCGGUGACAGACCGGUAAUCGAGUAAUCGCUUGGUGAAACCGAAGAACUUCGGGAGUGUCUCGUUUGCCGGAAGUAUAAAAAUGAAAGAGGAAGGGCAGGGGGGAAGAACGAUGGCGCCGAUGUUCGCGUCGCCUGUCGAGAUUUCAUAAAGUCAAUUUCCAUCGGGUAUAGGCAUCGUCGUCAAACUUCUUCGGAACGUCCCAACGUUCGUAGCUGUACAAGAAUGACGAGAUACUAGAGAGGGGGUUUACCGUUUAAUUACUUCCGGUUUUCAUAUAUCGACAAUAUUCAUAAGACCGAGGUACCAAUAAGUUGGUAGAAUUAAAAAUGGCCAAAAUAAUUAAUUUCACAAAAAAAGAUUCUCCAUGACCAACGAUAUCUAGUGAGCAUUAUUAUACGUACAUAUGUGGAAUUUAAAAUAUACAGUUUAAUACAGGGUUAUUCAGGCUAGCCUGUUCAUUUGAUUUCAGUGACACGUCAAAUUUCCAAAAGUGCCUCCGAACUGAAUAACCCUGUAAUCCCAGUUACUAUUGUAUUAUGAUUAAUGAUAAUGAUAACAAGAACAACAAUAAGGACACGUAUUCUCAUUAGCCUAUAAGUAAGCCAAAGCUGCUUACAGCAGCAAUGAGUUAUAUUAAGACAGAAUGUGCGCAAGAGAUAGUCGCUGCAUCUCAUUGUAUUAAAAUACUAAAGUGGCUUGGAUAAGAUGCAUCUAUAAAGUGCAAUACAAAGAUGCAUCCACGUAGUGCACGGUAUAUCCACUUACAAUGAAUAACGCAAAGGCGUACGAUACAAGGCACUUAGAAUAACAUAUAAAAUAUAUAUUUUCUAAUUAAUUUUAUAAAACUAUCAGUCAUACGGUAAAAAUAUAUAAAAAGUUCAAUCAAAGGUACAAGCGUUAAACGUAGCCACGCAGUCUAAUCAAUCAAAAUUCUACUGAUUAAAAUACAAGCCUUCGGUCAUGCGAACUUCGCUUACGUUCAGCCAUUUAAAACACAUCGGCGUCAUUAACGUAAAGGCGACAACACAUCGUGCGACGUUAAAGCACGUUACAGCGGGAACUUCGGCGUCGGCGCGUUUUCAACGGCCAACGCCCGUGUCGGUGGGUUUACAUUUGGCCGCAUGCGUUCCGCAUCCGGUAGCUCGGUUAAAAGACAGGUAGCUAAAAGUUACAGAGCUCUGUGUCAAACGUGGUUACGUCAUGGAAAUAUUUUGAAUUAAACAAAAAAAUCGAAAUUCGUCCUUGACACUUUGGACGUGCGACAAAGUAUCUACUAAGUAUAUUCGCGCACGUGGAAACUAUCCUUUCUCGUAAAAAAAUCUCGAUUUCCCAGCAUCUCAAGAUCUGGACCAUGUAUGAGAUUUAUAUGGGAUAUUUAGAUGGCUUGGAUUUUCGGGCGAUUCUCAAGCAACACAAGACCUGACGACGACCACGACCUGACGAGCAAUGACCCUCUCGCACCUCCCACCCCUUUCGCACUCACCCACUCCUCUAGACAGCGCGGGUGGUUUUGGCGUAGGAGGAGGGUGGGGAGAUCCUGCCGGGAACCCCCGACCGGUCGGAUCCUCCUUUGCCUGCCCCGAGUCAGUAUUGCCGGGCGUCUCGACGCGGCCGCACGUAUUGGGGGAUGCUGUAUGCACGGUGCAGCCCUUAUCUCGUCUCGCGGUUCUUAUACUACUGUUUCAAGGGACCCGCCCACAUUGGUAACACGCGAUAUAAUGCAAACUAUAUAUAAGGUUUUAUAAGUAAAACGCCUAUGGUGAUCCGCGAGAUGAAUCUGUCUCGGAGAGUUUUCUUCUCUUGCUCCGCCGUGUCGGAGGACUCUGAUAAUCGGGGUGAUGACAAUGGUGUUAGGGGUGCUGGUGAACUGGAGAAUGGUGACGUUCACGAUGGUUGUUGUUAUUGUUCUGACGAGUCACGCAAUUACGGGACCACGGCCAUCAAUUGCAGACGCGGACGAUCGGCAUUUGUUGUUGUCGUCUUGAGCUUUCUUCUUGCUGCGCUUCCGUGCUCGCAACCCCUAUCUGCAAAGGCUGGAGGCAUAAGGGUCGAAGUGAAUGUACCCAAGGAAGCGGAAGUGGGCGCCACUGCUGAACUCAAAUGCGAAUGGACGAUAAAUGGUACUCUUUAUUCCGUUAAAUGGUACAAGGACGAUCAUGAAUUCUUCAGAUAUGUUCCUGACAAUACGCCACGUAUUCAGACAUUUCCGCAGCAGGGAGUUUAUCUGGAUAGGAAGGCGAACAGCGAAAACUCGAUACGCCUGACGCAACUCACCCUCAACACUUCCGGUCAGUACAAAUGCGAAGUCUCCACUGAAGGACCCUCAUUCGACACCACCUACAGGACAGCCAAUCUGACCGUUAUCGCGGUUCCGGAACGUGGACCGGAAAUAACUGGGUUGGCGUCUCACUAUGCAGUCGGUGAAAACGUCACGGCUAAUUGUACGGCCUGGCCGUCUGUACCCAAGGCAAAAAUUUACUGGACCGUCAACGAUGAUCUGAUGUCACGUGAGAAAAUAAUAGAGUAUCCAGAACAAGUUGGACCGUUCCGAGGAAGCGUAUCGCGACCGGAAAUGCCGGAGAUUUUGGGUUUGCAUCUGGAAGCGGAACCGCGGUAUUUUCAAAACAACGACGGUGCAGUACGUGUACGAUGCGUGACGGAGGUAGGAAGCCGCCGUUACGAAAUAGAACGGCGAGUUCUCAUGGCUCAUGUGAAUAAUCAACGUCUCAGUGCUGGCGACUUACUUCGCGGUGGAUCCGCCCGUUUCGUCCCGAAUAAUUUUGUCGUUGUGUUGACCCUCGUCGUACUUUUUAUAGCGACGAGGACGAUGAUGACCGCCAGGGUCAGGACUGCUUCCAUAAGCUUGACGACAGGGGAUAUUCGCAUGACGUGACCAUCCCUCGGUAGGUAAAAUAUUCUCGUGAGUUUAUAGACGCGAUGAUUCCGUGUCAACGCUUCUCGCAUUGUCAGUAUCAAUCGUCCGAUCCUUUGUACACGUAUGUUAAUUUAUAUGAAGAAUGAUAUGAGACGAAAAUUGAUAACAGACGAAAUAAUAUGUAUACAGUGUUACGUGCGACUAAGGUUAUAUUCGCGGCUGUGUAACAAUUAUGAGCAUUCGUAUUCGACGAUGAGCGACGUUCGUCGCGUUCAUGGAUAUUCUUAUGGAAAUUAUUAUUCACCGUCCUGUAAUUGAGGGAGCGAUCAGGAGCUAUGCGAUUAAUCAAAAAUGUCUGGUCCGCCGUGAAGCGUACAUGGGAAGAUAUGAUAAGCGGAUGAUAAGGAUUGGCGUUUGAUGGGGUAUACGCCGGGAAUCGAAUAUAAGCGAAAGUGCUUAAACGGCCAUUGGAGAGUAGAGAAAGUUUUUGGAUUUAGUGAAUAAAUGUUUUUACUGGUACAAAUAAUGCUGUCGGAUAAGUACCUUGAAUCAAAGUGCAGCGCGCUAUGACUGUGAUGGACUCUUUAAAGAAUUUUAAGCGGGAAAUUCAAAGUUAUCAUUCUUUCGCUUAUUGUCACAGUUUACUCUUUAUACUUGAGUUAUAAAUUUUUCUAUUUUGCAAUGGCCUUUAGUCACUCGUUGCCGGGAUUGGCUGCGCAGCACAUAUCACAUUGUAAACGGACACCGAUCAUUAUGUACGAUCAUUUAUUUGUGAAACACUCAAAAAUGAAAAUCUGUAAUUUUGUCACAUUUUUCCUCGUUACUUAACAAGAUUUCCUGUUGAUACACAGCAAAUAAUAAAAUUAUGAUGAAAUAAUUUUGGAAUGAAAAAAGGUUAGUCCACCCUUACCUAAACAAACUUUUGCAAAGAAAAAUCUCAUAAACUGACCCAAAAGCGAGACUUACAAAUGUAAAAUAAAGUCGAAUACAACGCACCCAAAAAUUAAUUUAAGCGUUUGAGUUAAAGCAUUAAAGCAAUAGCAAGAUUUCCAUGUGUCAAUGAUUCUGUUUAGUCAUAUACAUAUAUCCAAUAUAAAAGAAUAAAAAAUAAAUAUAAAACUUUUUUGUACCAAAAAAAUUUCCUUCAAGCAAUUCGAACAAUCCUACAUAUUCCUUCGCGCCCGGAUACGUUUAUAAAGGUGGGAUCGAUAUUUCAAUUUCGUGGUGCCUCGGGCACUGGAAGCCAACGCUACUUUCCUGGCUUGUCCAAAAGUAACGCAAUUUCUCGAUUUUCCUUGUAGUCUCUCUGUCCUCCUUCACCUCUACCUCUCGCACUUCUUUUCUUCGCUACGUCGGCCAUUCCCAAUGGAUUUCGGUUCUGUUUCUCUGUAAUGGCCACCGCCGUUUCUCCCGUUACGUUCAAUGCUCCAGGACGUCCGCGACAGAAUCCGCCGCUUUUCAAUUCUACCAACGGCAUAAAGAAUGGAUACGAGAAAGUCAAGAAUAAAAUACAAGCUUUUUAUUCAGUAACACAAUUUCAUGAAUAACAUUCAGUUCCUUUGUUCGUCCCUUUUAUUUCUGCAUGUUACGUCAUUCGAAUUUCUCCAAAACUUUCCCGCCAAAAAUUCAUCACUUACGUCGAUUCAUGCCCGCGUGAACGUAGAGACAUCUGCGAUGACGUUUUUCUGAAAACAAAUUGGUAAAGUGAGACGAUACGAAAGAGUCUAUGGCCACAGUUGUAAAUCGAUAAAGUACUUACUCUUGUGAAUCAAUUGUUAAUAUUAUGAAUUAGAGCAACCGAUGAGAAUUUAUACUUCACUGGCCAAAUAAGAGUCGACAAAGUGUAGAUGUAUCAUAAGAUUGAAAGACGGAAAAUAUAUCUAAUGUACUUUAGUCUAGGUAAGAUCGAUUAAGCGAGAUGAUUUUCGAGAAUCCGUUUGUUUAUCUUAAUUAAUGAUAGCUAUGAUUAAUCUGUCGACCAGUUCUAAAGAGAAAGAGCGAAUAGAAUAUGGUUCGAAGGAAAGAGUCUAUUGGUGUACUGAUGAUGUGCGUGAGAUAAAAGAAAUAUAAAAUUAUUGUAAAUUCGUUUAACGAUAAUUCAGAUAAUAUAUCCGCAUAAAAAGUCUAAAUAACGUAUUACGAUAUAAAUAAAAAAAAAUUAUAUUGACGAAAGGUUUAAAGAUUUAAAGCAUUAUUAUAUCUGAUGGUAUAAUGAUAUCGUAUAUUAUAUUAUAUAUAUAUAUAUAUAUAUAUAAACAUAUAUAUGUAAAUAUUGCAAUAAUGCCACUGUGAAAUAUAAGGGUGUUUGACACAUAUAUUAUUAUAUAAAAUAUAUUUUAUAGGAUAGAUUAUGUUUUUGUAGGUGACCAAAUGUCCAUGUACACUUGCGCGAAGAAAUUUUACAGCUGACGACUAAGUGAUUGUUCGUAAUUAUCAAUCGUUGUUAAAGUCGUCAGAUGCAGAAAUUCUCUAUUGGUGAUAUUUACGUCGACGUCCUUUCUUUUCAUUGUCGAAUUCAAUGAAGCACCGUCAAUCCCACAAUUGAGUAGUCCAAUGAGAUAAUUAACUGUAAAGUUAUUCUUGAAUUAUGAAACUCGAAUUAUUCAUUGGAGUAUCUGCACUGCCUUAUUUCAUUUGAGUAAUGACAGAUCCAAGGCACUGAGAAAAAAGUAAAAUUAAAAAAAACGAUAUUUCAUACAUUAUCGCAAUAGUGUCACGUUUGAUAAUUUUCGAAUGAUACAACGAAUUUGAAAGUUAUUUAAAACAAAAGCGAUGCGUUAAGUUUCCUAGUAAUUCGAAACACGAAAAGCGGUACUUAACCGUAACGAAAAAUAUUUGAGGUCAAUUACAUAAAAAUGUGUCAAAAUUUUUAGCAAGAAUGACAGUGAUCAAAACGAAGGAACUCGACUUAAAUUGAUUAAGAGAAGAUUACAAAAUAUGUACAGAUAUAUAUAUAUACUUGUCUCUAUUUAUUUAACAUGACUAUUUUUCAUUAAACAUUAGUCGUACCUCCACGUCACCUACAAUGAUAAGAAAUAAUCACAUCAGGCAUUCUUACUCGUUCAUAUGCACGUGUAUCUUGAACCCUUCUCGAGGAAUAAAACGAUAUCUGAAAACUUUGAA
Messenger RNA from Cephus cinctus (wheat stem sawfly), 6249 nucleotides. Its product is annotated as hemicentin-1. The record is from RefSeq and is a predicted model, not a curated record. The transcript is spliced from 5 exons. The coding region runs from base 2008 to 3144 and encodes 378 amino acids. NCBI's taxonomy places the organism in Eukaryota, Metazoa, Arthropoda, Insecta, Hymenoptera, Cephidae.